CCUGAAAUUGAAAGAAAGAAAAAUCUAAAUUAUUUUUCUUUGUUUUUAAAGAGGUUUACACUCAAAAACAAGGAACGUCAUUAACUCUUCAACAAAAAGACUAUUUCGUCUUUCCGGGAGAUGACGUCACUGUAGCUGUCAACUUGACCCUUGUCCCCAAUGAAGAAUACGCUAUUACUUGGACGCGGACCGAUGGAAAUUUUACCAGAGAAAUCAGGAUUUUUGAGAAUCCUAACAAAUAUUCUGGCGGGAAAAAGAGUGAGCCAUCCUUAACCAUUCUAAAAGUGAAUAAAUCAGACGCUGGACUUUAUUCCAUUGAGGUUUUUGGACAGAAUACCAGUCUUAGUGAAGGACCAGCGAGAGUAAAUGUUUUAUCUCAGGAAGCAAAAAGGCUGUAUGAGGAAUAUGCACAAGCCUGUCCAUCAGGAUGGGAAACAGUUUAUGGGAUCGAUUUUUUCAGUCCACGGGACGUUCUCCAGGGUUGUGUUCGGAACAUGACAACACAAAAGAACUCUUUUUACGAAGCUCAGGGAAUCUGCCGACAGUACCGCUCGUAUUUAAUACCCCUCUCUCCGACAUUGUUUACAGAUUCAAAUAUUGAAAGUCCAACAUUUGCAUAUUUUAGAGACGAUUUCUGGACAGGGGGAUACGACUCCUAUGGAUUACUGGUAAUGGACGGGGCACCCCCUAGCCCUGUCAGUGCAGAAAGCGGCCAAAGAGGAAUAGUUGUUUCUCAAAACUGGACAGACACCAGCCCUCUUUGUAUAGGAACCAGGGAUAGACUGCGUGAACUACAAGUACGAAGUUGUUAUGAAAGGCUUCCAUUCUUUUGCUACAAAGAGGCUGAUGUCUUGAGUUUUCGACUUGGACUCAAUAUUUGUCCCUCUGGAUGGGUCGGUUCUGCAGAUGUGAAGUCGUGCUAUCUGAUGAUGAGCGCAGAUUCAGCUGUGUCACAACCAGACGCAUUUCAAUACUGUAAUCAAAAUGGCGGCCAACUUCUUCAAUUAAAUUUCCUUACAGAUGAACAAUUGGCUAUGAGAAUUUUAGGACAUUAUAGAUUAAUCAAUACAUCAG
Molecule: messenger RNA, 1074 nt
Organism: Saccostrea cuccullata (small rock oyster)
Lineage: Eukaryota; Metazoa; Mollusca; Bivalvia; Ostreida; Ostreidae
Exons: 5
Source: RefSeq, a predicted model, not a curated record